CGGCGUCUCUUGUGUCGGAGCUGACGGCUGCGCCAUGAGCUGGGCGGCCGCCUUUCUGCUUUGCCUCGUCGCUGGCCAGUCGCUGUCGGCGCCGGCGGGUCCGCUGUACGGCCUGAUACAGCGGCUGGUCCGCAACAACCUGGCGGGGGCGCCCGAGAACUUCCGCACGCAGCAGUGGGACUUCGACCCCGAGGUCUCCGACCGGCGCAGGACCGAGUUCGAGGCCCGCCACGGCAGGAUGGGCGAGCGGCUCGUGCAGCGGUUCGGCCUCGGCGAAGACGGCUUUCCAGAGCUCCGCCUGCAGCAGCAGCUGGCGAGGGACGCAGCGCUGGUCGCCCCCGCCACCCCCGCCGCCUCCACCGCCCCCGCGGCGCCACUUCAUGACAACUCGGUGUACGGCUGACGUCAGAGUGCCGUGCAGCAGCCGUCCCCGGUGCCACCGCCUCCGACAUACUCCGCUGUCAGCAGCAGCCACAUCACCAGGCGGUCGUGGCGCCUUGUAAAGCGGUGGUGCAAGUGAAACUGUGACGUUCCGUAACUCCUCAUCUCCUGCACGGGCCACAUUACUAAUAUUACAAAGGAAACCAGAUUUCCAGCCAUAUGGCCAUGUCGUGCUUUCCACUAUUAAAAAAGUGUUAUAAAAUUCCGCAUUUCUCACUUCAUACCACAGCAUUGAUCCUCGCCAUCACACUGUCUUCUUACAACAUUUUAUAUCCUGGAACCUCGACCACGCAAUCCGCUGUCCCACCUGUUAAACCCGAACAUUACAUCCAUACCUUAAAAUCUUAACACUCUCAUUCCUUGCACAUCCUUUUCUAUACCAUCUUCACCGCCCUCCCACCUACCAACAGUAUCACCAGCCGAGAAUGAAUCUUGUAGAAAAUUUCUCCCACUCCAUUAGGCCGUCUGGUACAGUAGCCGUAUGUAGAAUAUUUGAAUAAAAAUAGUGUUGAUUGCAACUUAAUAUUUUAUUAAUAACAUGUUUCGCCUUCGUGGGACACCUUCAGAUUAUCAAUGAAAAUAGCAAAAUAAGAUAAAAAUUAGGGUACUGUCCUACCUUGCGCGAUUCUAUAUGUGAAUAAGAAGUUGUCACUGACCUUAAAAUUUUCCUUUUGCAACAUUUUAACCUGUACGAGACUGAAGCACGUGUGGAAAAGGAUGAACCCGCAGAGACCCAGUCAAAAACAACUAAAAUAAUAUAGUGUAUCUGCGGGACAGAAUGCUAAAUAAGUAAUCAGACAGACCGAGACAACAUAUCUUAGUAAAGUCGAUACAGAAUGGUACAGAGGUUGGACCACACUCACAAAGAAUAGUACACAUUUAAAUAUGAUGCAGAGUGCUGCCGCCGUACUUAACGGCAGGAGCGUCAAGCGCACACAAAGACGAGCAAUGAAAUGAGGCUUGCGUAGCAUGUCUGUGGAGGAAGUGGCGCUCAAAAUACUUAUGUGGCAGACGCGAUAUUUAAUGCUUACAAAACAGAUCUGAAAAUGGUUGAUUCACUAUAAUGAAGUUAAGCGGUUACAAUUACUCAGAACACGGUUGCCCAUUAAAAAAAAUU
Schistocerca cancellata (South American locust) is the source of this 1558-nucleotide messenger RNA. RefSeq lists its product as uncharacterized. The transcript has 3 exons. The record is from RefSeq and is a predicted model, not a curated record. NCBI's taxonomy places the organism in Eukaryota, Metazoa, Arthropoda, Insecta, Orthoptera, Acrididae. The coding region runs from base 35 to 403 and encodes 122 amino acids.